AGAAAUCGAAUAUUUCAAAUUGAAUUACUUACUCUCUUUCUUCUCCACUCGCUCUCUUGCACGGCACCUUGCGCGAGCCUAACCUAGGGUUUCUCUGCAACUCCAAAAUCGAAUCCCAAUUCCUCUCUCUGCUUCCUCAAAACCCUAGCUAGUAGGGUUCUUGAAUCAAUCAAUCUAGGCGAGUCUACUUUUAGGGUAUUGGUAGUUAGGGUUAGGCAAGAUCGUAAAAAAAGGUGGUACUUUUGCAGGUUUUUGUUUGAUUAGGUCAAAAAUAUGUCAAUGGAUUAUGAUUAUCCACCGCAAGAGAGGCAAUAUGGAGAUAACGUCCUUGCCUUUAACCGCCAUAGUGACGAAGAGCAUCAGCAGCAGCAGCAGCAGCAAGAAGGUUUUUAUGAGGAAGAACAGCAACAGCAGGAGGGGGACAUAGGUAGUGGAGGAAUUGAAAGAAACCUAUCAAUGAAUCAUCAUCAUCAUCAUCACAAUCGUGACUCUUCUUCUGCAGGAAAACUCUUUGUUGGUGGUGUCUCCUGGGAAACUACUGAAGAAACGUUCACUAAUUACUUUAGCAAGUAUGGAGAAGUCAUGGACUCUGUAAUAAUGACUGAUAGACAUUCUGGAAGGCCACGAGGGUUUGGGUUUGUAACAUUUGCUGACCCUGCAGUUGCUGAUAGGGUUUUGGAGGAAGACCAUGUUAUAGAUGGCAGAGCGGUGGAAGUGAAGAGGACAGUUCCAAGGGAAGAUAUGGACGUUAAAGGAGUAACAAGAACAAAGAAAAUUUUUGUUGGUGGAAUACCACCUUCUUUGACUGAAGAUGAGUUAAAGGAAUACUUCUCUGUUUAUGGUAGCAUUGUAGACCACCAGAUUAUGCUAGAUCAUAAGACUGGAAGGUCUAGGGGAUUUGGGUUUGUCACAUUUGACAUUGAAGAUGCUGUAGAACAAAUCUUUUCAGAGGGCAGAACACAUGAGCUUGGUGGUAAACAGGUGGAAAUAAAGAAGGCUGAACCAAAGAGAACUGGUGGUGAUUAUGGCAGUACAGCAAAGUCUUAUACUGGAUUCAGCAAUGGUGCAGGUGGCUUUGGUGCUGGCAAUGGUGCGAGUGGCUUUGGUGCUGGCAAUAGUUCUGUAGGUCGUUAUGGUCGAAAAAUGGGCAGAGGAUAUGAUGGGUAUAGUGGCUAUGAUGGUUAUGGGAGUUAUGGGAGUUAUGGAGGAAACUACCCUGCAGGCACUGCUGGUUUUUAUGGUGGUUAUGGUGCAUAUGGUUAUGGUUUCGGGUUUGGUGGGCCAAUGAUGUAUGGAACUGGUGUCUAUGGAGGAAGUGGUUAUGGCAUUCCAAGUAGUUACAAUAAUGCUGCCGAGUAUGGUGGUGGUAAAGCAUAUGGGAGAACUGGUGAUGAUGAUGGUUUUGGCAGCGGUAAAAGGUAUGACAAUGGCGAUGCUCUUGGUGGUGGCUAUGGUAGUAAUAAGGGGUAUGCUGGCGGUGCAAAUGGUGGUGCUGCUGUUACUGGAAGGUAUCAUCCUUACCGUAAGUAACGAGGCAAUGGCAUCAAAUCCUGGCAAUUUCAUAUGAAGGAUGUCAUCUACAUGCCUGGUAAGGGUAGGGGCUGUUCUCAGAAAACUGAUGGAUAUUCUGUUGCAAUUAUCGUUUAUAAGGAGACUGAAUUGGUUAUAGAAUGUUUCUUGUAAUUGUGAAAACGCAAAUUCAAAUUAUGGUACUUGGCCCUAGGUUAUCGGCUCCUUCCUUGAUAGAGUUAAAAAAAAAAAAAAAAAUACAACUUAGCUGGAACUCUUGUACAAUAUGUCAGUUUUACCGUUAGAUAGAACUUUGUUUUAAA
Populus trichocarpa (black cottonwood) is the source of this 1832-nucleotide messenger RNA. RefSeq names its product heterogeneous nuclear ribonucleoprotein 1. Lineage: Eukaryota; Viridiplantae; Streptophyta; Magnoliopsida; Malpighiales; Salicaceae. The record is from RefSeq and is a predicted model, not a curated record. The coding region runs from base 274 to 1530 and encodes 418 amino acids. The transcript is spliced from 6 exons. Gene Ontology annotation, biological process: regulation of gene expression. Gene Ontology annotation, cellular component: nucleoplasm. Gene Ontology annotation, molecular function: RNA binding.